Messenger RNA from Anneissia japonica, 7252 nucleotides. RefSeq names its product neurogenic locus notch homolog protein 1-like. NCBI's taxonomy places the organism in Eukaryota, Metazoa, Echinodermata, Crinoidea, Comatulida, Comatulidae. Gene Ontology annotation, cellular component: signaling receptor complex; plasma membrane; cell surface. The transcript has 63 exons. Gene Ontology annotation, molecular function: calcium ion binding; biotin binding. The coding region runs from base 86 to 7252 and encodes 2388 amino acids. Gene Ontology annotation, biological process: Notch signaling pathway; axon guidance. The record is from RefSeq and is a predicted model, not a curated record.
AUUUGAUACUGAGCUCAAUAAAGAUGUACUGACGUAUGCUCCUGGUCAUAGAGUUGACUUCAAUGCACCCGAUCUUGUGGAACUUAUGGGUGUCCUCAACACGCCGUAUAAUUUUACCAUUAACGGAGAUAGUGUGUGGUUUGACUUUAUCACUGACAGAAACAUCCCACGGCCUGGUUUCAAUAUCUCUUUUACUGAAGACCCAGAUGACUGUAACCCUAACCAGUGUUUGAAUGGAGCUACAUGUCUUGACUUGGUCAAUGACUUCCAGUGUAUCUGUGCAGCAGGAUAUGAGGGAACAUUUUGUGGAAUAAAUAUUAACGAUUGUAACCCUAACCCGUGUCUGAAUAAUGGCGCCUGUGUUGAUGGGGUGAACAGUUACACCUGUACAUGUCCACCUGGAUUUACAGGAACCAACUGUCAAAUCAACAUAAACGAGUGCUUGAGCGGACCUUGUCAAAAUGGCGGGACGUGUACUGACGGUGUGAAUGGAUACACGUGUCAAUGUGUAGCGGGUUGGGCGGGCCCUGAUUGUGCAGACAAUAUUAAUGAAUGUGCAAGUGCCCCAUGUCAGAAUGGGGGCCAGUGCACUGAUCAAGUGAAUUCCUAUUUUUGUACUUGUGUUGCUGGAUAUACUGGUACUCACUGUGCAACUAAUAUCAAUGAGUGUGCCAGUAAUCCGUGUAUAAAUGGAGGCCAAUGUAUUGAUGGUGUUAACGGGUUCCUCUGCAUAUGUCCCUCUGGAUUUAGUGGUACUCACUGCGAGAUAAAUCUGGAUGAUUGUGACCCAGAUCCAUGUCAAAAUGGUGGCUUUUGUAUUGAUGGUGAUAAUACAUACACCUGUGUUUGCCUAUCGGGAUAUACGGGAACAAAUUGUGAAAUAAAUGUUGAUGAAUGCGCCAGCAACCCGUGCGUCAAUGGCGUGUGUAGUGAUGGUGAUAAUAGCUUUUUUUGUACGUGUAGUCCCGGUUGGAGUGGAACUCACUGCGAAAUUAAUAUUGAUGAAUGCGCCAGUUCCCCGUGCGUUAAUGGCUUGUGUACCGAUGGUGUUAAUGGAUACAUUUGUUCGUGUAAUUCUGGUUGGUCCGGAGUCCACUGUGACUUCAAUAUUGAUGAAUGUGCUUCAUUACCGUGUCAGAAUGGAGGAACUUGUUUAGAUGGUGUUAAUGCCUACUUUUGCACCUGUGUAGCUGGUUAUUCUGGGAUCCACUGUGAAAUUAACAAUGAUGAGUGUGCUAGCUCACCUUGUCAAAAUGGAGGAACCUGUGUCGAUGGCGUCAACAGCUACGUCUGCGUGUGUGCGGACGGGUUUUCUGGAGACCAUUGUGGUAACAACGAUAAUGAAUGUGCUAGUGCUCCUUGUCUAAAUGGAGGUGCUUGCAUUGAUGGAAUCAACAGCUACACCUGCGUCUGUGUUCCAGGGUAUUCUGGCACACAUUGUGAAAUUAAUAAUGCUGAAUGCGCAAGUUCCCCGUGUCUAAAUGGCGGUUUAUGUGUCGAUGGCGUGAACUCUUAUACUUGUCAGUGCCAGCCAGGCUAUGAGGGCGUGAUCUGUCAAACAAAUAUUAAUGAAUGUGCGUCAUUACCAUGUCAGAAUGGAGGAACUUGUGUGGAUGGUGUUAAUGCAUAUGUUUGCCAGUGUAUUGCUGGUUAUACUGGAACCGUCUGUCAAAUUAAUGUUAACGAGUGUGCUUCCUCACCCUGUCAGAAUGGUGGAACUUGUCUGGAUGGUGUUAAUUCAUACAUUUGCCAAUGUGCACCUGGUUAUACCGGAUCUUUCUGCGAAAUUAACAUUGAUGAGUGUGCUAGCUUUCCAUGUCAAAAUGGAGGAACGUGUCUUGAUGGCGUUAACAGCUAUUUCUGCGUGUGUGCUGCUGGCUUUUCUGGAGUUCAUUGUGAUAACAAUGAUGAUGAAUGCGCCAGUGUUCCUUGUCAAAAUGGAGGGCUUUGCCUUGAUGGUGUCAACAGCUACACUUGCAUCUGUGUUCUAGGAUUUUCCGGUACCCAAUGUGAAAUUAAUAAUAAUGAAUGUGUAAGUUCGCCCUGUCAGAAUGGUGGUCUAUGUGUCGAUGGCGUGAAUGGUUACAGUUGUACGUGUCCACCAGGCUAUGAAGGUGUCCAUUGUGAAAUAAAUAUUAAUGAGUGUGCAAGCACGCCAUGUCAGAACGGCGGUUCAUGUGUUGAUGGGGUUAAUCUAUACAUUUGUAACUGCCUUCCUGGUUGGUUUGGAACUCAUUGCGAAUUGAAUGCUGAUGAAUGUGCUUCCACACCAUGUAUCAAUGGAGGAAUUUGUCUAGAUGGCGUUAAUUCAUUCUUUUGUCAGUGUGGUGCUGGUUGGACAGGAACCUUCUGCGAAAUUAACAUUGAUGAGUGUGCUAGCUCGCCAUGUCAAAAUGGAGCAACGUGUCUUGAUGGCGUGAACAGCUAUUUCUGUGUGUGUGCUGAUGGAUUCUCUGGAACCUUAUGUACUAUUAAUGAUAAUGAGUGCGGCAGCUUACCUUGUCAAAAUGGAGGCACUUGUGUGGAUGAAGUCAACAGCUAUAUGUGUUUAUGUCGAGCGGGGUACUCAGGAACAAAUUGUGAAAUCAAUAUCAAUGAAUGUUCCAGUGGGCCUUGUCUGAAUGGAGGAGGAUGCACAGAUGGCGUGAAUGGAUAUGUAUGUACUUGUCUGCCAGGCUGGGCUGGACUUAUUUGUGAUGAGAAUAUUAAUGAAUGUGCAAGUACCCCUUGUCAAAAUGGCGGAACGUGUAAUGAUCUGGUAAAUGGCUACACAUGUACCUGUCUCCCAGGAUACACAGGGUCCCACUGUGAAAUUGAUAUUGAUGAGUGUGCUAGUGUUCCGUGUCAGAACGGCGCCACUUGUUUUGAUUUGAUCAACUCCUACUUUUGUAGCUGCACCAGUGGAUGGACAGGAGUUACUUGCAGUAGCAAUAUUGAUGAAUGUUCAAGCAUGCCUUGUAAUAACGGUGGAGUAUGUAAUGAUGGAAUCAAUGGAUUCACCUGCACCUGUCCUGCAGGUUGGACUGGAGUCAUUUGUGAAAUAAACAUCAAUGAGUGUGCUAGCUCGCCUUGCUUGAAUGGUGCUGUUUGCUUGGAUGGUGUUAAUGCUUUCUUCUGCCAGUGUGCGCCAGGCUGGACUGGUACAGUGUGUGGAACUAAUAUAGAUGAAUGUGCAAGCGUCCCAUGUCAAAAUAACGGCGUAUGUGUUGAUGGCGUGAAUGGAUACACGUGCCAAUGUCCACCAGGUUGGAGUGGACUCUUCUGCCAGACAGAUGUGAACGAAUGUGAUCCAAACCAAUGUGAGAAUGGUGGAACCUGUAAUGAUGGUAUCAACACAUUCAGUUGCCAGUGUGUUGCAGGAUGGACUGGAACUUUAUGCCAAAUAAAUAUUAAUGAAUGCGCCAGCUCGCCAUGUAUGAAUAGUGGUACCUGUAUUGAUGGUGUCAAUGCAUUUGCAUGUACUUGUGCCCCGGGCUGGUCCGGUACCGUGUGUGAAACAAAUAUCAAUGAAUGCGCAUCAAGUCCGUGUCAAAAUGGCGGAACGUGUUUUGACUUGGUUAAUAGUUACGUCUGUAGCUGCGAGGCUGGCUGGACUGGUUUACAUUGCGAAAUUAACAUAAAUGAGUGCGCCAGUGGCCCAUGUCAGAACGGCGGUACUUGCAAUGAUGGAGUUAAUGGCUACAGCUGUGCCUGUCCCUCAGGAUGGACUGGUACAGUCUGCACGAUAGAUGUGAUUGAGUGUUCCAGCAGCCCGUGCAUGAACGGAGGAACCUGCGUUGAGGGAAGUAAUUCCUACACAUGUUCUUGCCUACCAGGAUGGACGGGGGUACACUGUGAAACUAAUGUUGAUGAGUGUAAUCCAAACCCUUGUCAGAAUAAUGCUCCAUGUACUGAUGGCAUCAACAACUUUGUCUGCUCCUGUCUACCAGGCUGGACAGGCAUUCUCUGCGAAACAAAUAUUAAUGAGUGUGCGUCAACUCCAUGUUUUAAUGGCGGAACAUGUGCUGAUGGCGUUAACUUCUACACAUGUAGCUGCGUAGCUGGGUAUACCGGUCUCAACUGUCAAACCAGUAAUCCAAACCCUUGUCAGAAUAAUGCUCCAUGUACUGAUGGCAUCAACAACUUUGUCUGCUCCUGUCUACCAGGCUGGACAGGCAUUCUCUGCGAAACAAAUAUUAAUGAGUGUGCGUCAACUCCAUGUUUUAAUGGCGGAACAUGUGCUGAUGGCGUUAACUUCUACACGUGUAGCUGCGUAGCUGGGUAUACCGGUCUCAACUGUCAAACCAAUAUCAACGAGUGCGCAAGUUCUCCUUGUUUAAAUGGCGGCGCAUGCGUUGAUCAAGUGAACAGUUAUUCCUGCACAUGUGUUCCAGGAUAUAGCGGUAUUAACUGUCAAAUUAAUAAUAACGAGUGUUCAUCAGGCCCAUGUAUGAAUGGGGGCACAUGCUUAGAUGGCGUUAAUAUGUUCACCUGCAGUUGUCUGCCCGGCUACGCUGGAACACUUUGUGAUAUCAACAUUAAUGAAUGUGCUAGUGGUCCUUGUCUUAAUUCCGGAAAUUGUGUUGAUGGUAUCAACCAGUAUGUAUGUGUCUGUCCUGCUGGAUUUGAGGGAACCCACUGUGGAUUAAAUACCAACGAGUGUGGUAGCAAUCCGUGCGUGAACGGCAUCUGUAACGACAACGUGAACUCAUUCACGUGUACUUGCAAUCCGGGAUGGGCUGGAACUCUCUGUAACAUGGGUAAGCUCACUGGUGUAAACCGGGGUCAUCGACAACAUAUGAAUGCAUGUCAGUUGUCACAAUUGUUAUUCUUACGGUAUCCCGGGUCCACUGAGUGUUGCUCAUGGAUUAGUAAUAUAGAAUACAUUAAUGAAUGUGCUAGUGGUCCUUGUCUUAAUUCCGGAAAUUGUCUUGAUGGUAUCAACCAGUAUGUAUGUGUCUGUCCUGCUGGAUUUGAGGGAACCCACUGUGGAUUAAAUACCAACGAGUGUGGUAGUAAUCCGUGCGUGAACGGCAUCUGUAAUGACAACGUGAACUCAUUCACGUGUACUUGCAAUCCUGGAUGGGCUGGAACUCUCUGCGACAUGGCUAUUGAUGAGUGCGCAAGUAGUCCGUGUCAAAAUGGAGGAACUUGUGCAGAUGGUGUCAAUGGCUACUUCUGUGCCUGUACUAUCGCAUGGACUGGAACUCAUUGUGAGAAUAAUGUCGACGAGUGUUUGAGUGGCCCAUGUCAGAAUGGUGGCACAUGUUCUGACCUUGUGGGACAGUUCUUUUGUCAGUGUCCACCUGGAUGGAAUGGUGUUUUCUGUGAAAACAAUAUCAAUGAAUGUGCCAGCAGUCCUUGUCAAAAUGGAGGCACCUGUACAGACAGCAUUAACAUGUACACCUGUACUUGUUUAUCUGGAUUCUCAGGAACCUUUUGUACCAUAAAUGAUAAUGAGUGUGUCUCGGAUCCGUGUCAAAAUGGCGGCACAUGUACUGAUGGAAUCAGUGGUUACACUUGUAGCUGUGUGCUUGGAUUUUCUGGAACUUUCUGUGAAACUAACAUCAAUGAGUGUCAAAGUAGCCCAUGUCAGAAUUCAGGGACUUGCAUCGAUCAAAUCAACUACUACUUCUGCGCCUGUCCCUCAGGGUGGCAAGGAACCAAUUGUGACAUCAAUAUAAAUGAGUGCGCCAGUGGACCGUGUCAAAACGCAGGAACUUGUCUUGAUGGGGUCAAUGGAUACCUCUGCCAGUGUCCUGCAGGCUGGACUGGACAGAAUUGUGAAGUAGAUAUUGAUGAGUGUGCAAGUGUUCCAUGUCAAAACGGUGCCACUUGCCUGGAUGCUGUCAAUUCAUACUUCUGUGUCUGUGCUCCUGGCUGGACUGGUGCUUUUUGCAACAUAAAUAUAGAUGAGUGUGCAUCUCUGCCGUGUCAGAAUGGCGGCGCCUGUACUGAUGUUGUUGAUGGGUAUAUCUGUACAUGUCUACCUGGUUUCUCAGGAAGUGUCUGUGACAUGAAUGAUAAUAACUGUUCACCAAAUCCAUGUCAGAAUAAUGGGGUGUGUAUAGAUGGCCUCAACACCUUUACAUGCCAGUGUAUACUUGGUUGGACCGGAACCUUGUGUCAAACAAAUAUUGAUGAGUGUGCUAGCUCACCCUGUCUGAAUGGUGGUGUCUGCGAUGAUCUGGUGAAUGGCUACCGGUGUACCUGUCUAAGCGGAUACACGGGUGUUGUCUGUGCUGCCAAUACUGAUGAAUGUGGCAGUUCUCCUUGCCAGAAUGGUGGUUUGUGUGUCGAUGGUGUUAACAUGUACACCUGUACUUGUCCACCUGGAUUCCAAGGAACUCACUGUGAAAUCAAUAUCAAUGAAUGUGCCAGCAGUCCUUGCCAGAAUGGGGGAACCUGUCUGGAUGGCAACAACCAGUAUAUAUGCCUGUGCGUGCCUGGAUGGAGUGGCAACUUCUGUGAAACAAAUGUGAACGAAUGCGCUAGCUCCCCUUGUGCCAACGGUGGAGUGUGUACUGACGGUCUGAACCAGUUCUUCUGCCAGUGCCAAGCUGGAUGGACCGGACCUACUUGUACCAAUAAUGUAGAUAACUGUACACCAACAACUUGCUUGAAUGGCGGUACAUGUAUCGAUGGCGCCAACAGCUUUGUGUGUCAGUGUACUGCCAAUUGGGGCGGCAACAAUUGUGAAAUAAACUUGGAUCCUUGCCAGAGCGCCCCGUGUGUUAAUGGCGGUACUUGCCGAAACCAAGAAACUAAUUACAUCUGCGAAUGUGUAUCUCCAUGGAUCGGUACUAACUGUGAAUUAGAUUAUGAUGACUGUGUUAGCCUUCCUUGCCAGAAUGGGGGGACUUGCACUGACUUUGUUGGGUUCUACCAGUGUACAUGCCGACAAGGAUUUGGCGGAGUUAACUGUGAUGAUGUACUCUAUUGUAACUUGGAAGGUGUCUGGUACAAUAACUAUGGAGAUGAGAUUACUCUCACUCAUUCUACUACGGGAAUGAUAUUCGGCAAUUACCGUACAUCUUAUGAACGUUUGUUGGGAGCACAAGCACCAACAGUGGUAGUAGGUUAUUCUUCCAGAGCAGAUUCUUCUAAAGUGUCUCCCACUUUUGGUUUCACUAUUGUCCGUGAUAACGGUCAGAACACCAUAGGCUACACCGGUCAAUGCUUCUACUGUGAUGAAACAGAAAUGCUUUUGUCAGAAUACAGCAGAGUCAACAAGGCAGACACAUGUCUAGAAAAUAGAGAUAACACACUGUAA